GUUCAUGAAGGCAGGAAACAUGAAGUGCGUGAAUUGAUAAAAAAUGCUGGACUUCAGAUUCAUUCAUUAAAACGUGUGAGGAUUGGUGGAUUUCGGCUUCCUUCAGAACUUGGAAUAGGGAAGUACAUGGAACUCAAGGAAUCGGAUCUUAAACUGUUGGAUGGCCAGAUUCAAAGCCCUUAAAGAAUGGACUAUUGUAUUGUUCAAUAUUCACAUUGAAUCUUGUGAAGUUUAAUUUUCAAAUGAAUGAUACGUAUGACAACCUGCUUAAAUCAUAGGAUUUGUGGAGGGCAUGAAGUUCUGAUCAAUUUAAUGGUCUCACAAUAUAGCUCACAUUCAGCAGCAUUUGCAGAGAGAACAUUUUAGUCACGGCGAAGUGCAAAACUGUUUUUCAACCUUAUUUGACGUGUAGAGAAUCCGUUUUGGUCGCCAUGACAAAUGCAAUAUUAUUUUCGUAUAGACUUUGUAUUUAGAAAGAUUUUUAUGAUAAUAUGAACAUUGGGCAUGAUAGAAUCUAUAAUCACUGGUUUAGUUUCUUUUAUCUGUUGUGAUGGGUAUGUUUUGACGUAAGACUUGUUGAAUGUUGCACAAAUUUUAAUUAAA
Messenger RNA from Phalaenopsis equestris, 603 nucleotides. Its product is annotated as ribosomal large subunit pseudouridine synthase B-like. NCBI's taxonomy places the organism in Eukaryota, Viridiplantae, Streptophyta, Magnoliopsida, Asparagales, Orchidaceae. Gene Ontology annotation, biological process: plastid translation; maturation of SSU-rRNA from tetracistronic rRNA transcript (SSU-rRNA, LSU-rRNA, 4.5S-rRNA, 5S-rRNA); maturation of LSU-rRNA from tetracistronic rRNA transcript (SSU-rRNA, LSU-rRNA, 4.5S-rRNA, 5S-rRNA). Gene Ontology annotation, cellular component: chloroplast. Gene Ontology annotation, molecular function: pseudouridine synthase activity; RNA binding. The record is from RefSeq and is a predicted model, not a curated record.